Ailuropoda melanoleuca (giant panda) is the source of this 1652-nucleotide messenger RNA. RefSeq names its product gamma-glutamyltransferase 6 (gene GGT6). The coding region runs from base 129 to 1652 and encodes 507 amino acids. Gene Ontology annotation, cellular component: extracellular exosome. The transcript has 4 exons. The record is from RefSeq and is a predicted model, not a curated record. Lineage: Eukaryota; Metazoa; Chordata; Mammalia; Carnivora; Ursidae.
ACCUGUUCUAGAUCCCACACCGCCCUUCCCCAAGGCUGCCUUCACCUCCCACCAGCCAAGCGAGGCGAGGCCGGCACUCGGCGGGGAAGGCCAGCUCGCUGCGGAGCUGGUGUGGGUGCCGUGGGGCCAUGGAAGCUGCGGCGGGGCCUGUGCUGUACCAAAAGCUGCUGCUCUGGGACCCAAGCUUGGGGUCCGACGAGGGGGAGGAGGAACAGGAGGAGGAGACAUCAGAGUUGGCCGCUUCCGAUCCCUGGAGGCCCCAGGACUCUGUGGGCCCCGGCUCAGGACACCCCUCUGGCAGGAGCAAGUUUGGCGGGCUGCCCGGGGCCUGGGCCCGCCUGGUCGCCGCCCUGCUGCUGCUUGCCGUGGGCUUCUCCCUGGCUGCGAGGCAACUCUACGCCAGCGGUGACGGUACAGGAAGCCAGGGCUCGGCAGCCCCCCGGCCCGGCGGGCACUCCCACCACCCUGGCGUGUACCACCAUGGCGCCAUCAUCAGCCCUGCAGCCACGUGCUCCCACCUGGGCCGGGAGCUGCUCGUCGCCGGGGGCAACGUCGUGGACGUGGGAGUUGGAGCAGCUCUGUGUCUGGCGGUGGUCCACCCUCACGCUACAGGGCUCGGUGCCAUGUUCUGGGGCCUCUUCCACAAUAGCACCUCAGGCAGGUCAACUGCCCUGACGUCGGGCCCAGCCCAGACCCUGGCCCCUGGCCUGGGGCUGCCGUCUGCCCUGCCGGCCCUGCGCUUGCUGCACACGCACUUCGGCCGCCUGCCCUGGCCGCGGCUGCUGCUGGGCCCCGCCACGCUGGCUCAGGAGGGCUUCCUGGUGGACACGGCCCUGGCCGCGGCACUGGCAGCCCGGGGCACAAAGGGCCUCUGUCCGCUACUGUGCCGCACCGACGGGACCCCCCUGCGCCCCGGGGCCCGAGCCACCAACCCCAAGCUGGCAGGGGUGCUGCGCACAGCAGCCCUCGCCCCCACCCCAGCCCUUGCUGGGGACGCCCUACUGAGCCUGCUGCUCAGAGACCUGGGGCUGCAGGGAACCUCAUCUGGGCCCACGCCCGCCCUGGAGCCUGCAGUGCAGCUAGCCGUGCCCCAAGGCAUCCUGUCCACCACCCCCAGCCCCUCAGCUGGCCCAGAACUGCUGGCGAUGCUGGAGGCAGCCCUGCACUCUGGAGGGCCCAGCCCCGACCCCUGCCCACUGCUCCCACAAGCUCCUGUGACCCCUGUGGGCAGUGUCCUGGCCACCAUAGACAGCAGUGGCUCCGUGCUCCUUCUCACCUCCUCACUCAACAGUUCCUUUGGCUCUGGACACCUGUCCCCGAGCACUGGGGUUCUACUUAGCAACCUGGUGGCCCAGCCUACAACCAGUGCCUGGGCCUGCCCCCUCAUCCUCCAUGGCAGCCCGGAUGACACAGAGGCUGAUGUGUUGGGGCUGGUGGCUUCGGGAACCCCUGCGGUGGCCAGAGUCAUGACUCAUGCCCUGCUCAGUCACCUGGCCGGGCCCCAAAGCCAGGCCCAGCACCAGCAUCAGCAGGGAAGGACACCGAGCACUAGCGUUUGUGGCCAAGGGACCCUGCUCCAGGUGGCUGUCCAGUCAGAGCACACCCACGUCUCCAGCGUCCCCAGUGGCUGCUGCACCUUCCAGGGGUUCUAA